AGCCCAAAAAGGGUACCCGACAGCCUUCCUUGGAGAAACCGGUGAGAUAAGCUUGAUUUCUCCUUCUUUUCUUGCUCUAAAACACAUAAUGGAACCCAGAAAUUCUCCCCCCUGCAGGAAGCUUCCAGAUCUGCUCUGCUCUUCCCUCUGCUGUCCGCCGGCUGCUCUUGUUGUGGGUGCGAAUUCUGGGCAUUUUUAGAAUUUUCCUUCCAUGCCGCCGGCUCUUCCCCAAAUUGCAGCUCCGGCCUUGCUUGCUGGAUUCUGGUAUGUGGCAGCCUUAAACCAUUGUUUUUAAGCUUGAUUAAGGUAGAAUUAGCUUGAUUAGUUUGCUGCCGUGUGAUGUCCGAAUUUGACAGAAAAUUGGGGAUAAUUCCGGUAGCUUUAGGAUGAGAUUUAAGCACUAAUUCAAGUGGGAUUUAUGUGAUUGAGUGUUAAUUGCUUGUUGUGAUUUUUGGAGAGAAAAUCCCGUGAAUUAGCUAGUGUUUUGGCCAAUUUUUGGAAGUGCAGUUACUGUUCACGUCGUGGUUUCCGAUCGUUCUGUCAGUUAGCACUAAGAUUGAGUGCUCGGUUUUAUGCGAGUGAGUGGGGGUUAAACGCUAGCACAUGUCGGCACAUGUCGAUAUGUUAGUGAUAGAGCCGGUUCGUACAAGUGACCCUGCUAGUGGGGAUUAUACACUAGUAAAUCGUGUGCUUGCCAGUGGGAGGUUUAUAACACUGGCCGUGACCUAUAGAGGAGACGUCUAUUUCGUUCCCGUACUGUAUCCGUUUUCGUGAUUGCACUUGUUGGCAUGCUAUAAGUUUAACUAAGGGCACUCCAUAUUUUACUUACUAAGUUUAUCUCAUAGUUUUCCUUGUCCACUAUUUCAGGAAAUGAAACCGAGGACGAGGAAACCAUGGGAAGUGACGAGUUAGAAAGCUAACCAUUUUGAGAUUGAUAUAGGUUUUAGAAAUAAAUUAUGAUAUGUAAACCAAAGUGGAUUUGGAGAUUUUAUGAUAUUAAAUUUUAAAGAUUUGAUCUUCAGAUUUUGGUGGUAUCAAAGUAUGAUAUGAUAAGUUCCGAGCCUUGUACAUUUGUGGGACCCUCUCACAAGUGCACGGCGUCUGUCGCGCCUCAAAUUUGGGUUUUGGAGCGUGACAGUUCAACUAUGUUUCCUUCCUUUUUAGUUUUUAUUUUUGGUUUGUACUUUCCCAUUUUGUAAUAAGAAAUGCAUUUCUUUUCC
Rubroshorea leprosula is the source of this 1220-nucleotide messenger RNA. The record is from the annotation of a GenBank genome assembly. Lineage: Eukaryota; Viridiplantae; Streptophyta; Magnoliopsida; Malvales; Dipterocarpaceae.